CGCUCGCUGCACCACUUCGCGCAGCUCAUCCGCACCGUCGAGGACGAGCGCGAGCGCAUGGUGAGUGUCGUCCUGCGCAGGGCUGAGUGCGGCGAGCGGCAUGGAGCAGUUCGAGUUCGCGUGCAUCGGCGCCUCCACCACGGAGGACGAGCGAGUGAUCGGCCGCUCGCUGCACCACUUCGCGCAGCUCAUCCGCACCGUCGAGGACGAGCGCGAGCGCAUGCUGGGGCGCGCGCACGAGCAGAUCAUCCAGCCGCUGGAGCGCUUCCGCAAGGACCACAUCGGAGCCGUCAAGGAGGGCAAGAAGAAGUUCGACAAGAAGACGGCCAAGUUCUGCCAGAGCCAGGAGCGCACGCUGUCGCUGUCCAGCAAGAAGCCCGAGGCGGUGUUCCAGGAGGCCGACGCCGCCAUGGACAUGGCGGAGCGCGACUUCUGCCAGGCGUCGCUGGAGUACGUGUUCCAGCUGCAGGCCGUGCAGGAGCGCAAGAAGUUCGAGCUGGUGGAGACGCUGCUGGGCUUCGUGUUCGGCUGGUGGACCUUCCACCACACGGCGCACGACGUGCACGCCGACGCCGAGCCGCUGGUGCGCGACCUGCAGCUGCGCAUCCAGCGGACGCGGAGCAACUUCGAGGAGACCAGCAAGCAGACGGAGUCGCUCAUGAAGAAGAUGAUGGAGGUGAGACAGACGGUGAGCAGCUCGUCCCUGUGUGCGUGUGCGCGUGUGCCGACCGAGUCUGACGCGUGUGUGUGUGUGCAGAACAAGGAGGUGGAGGCGGCGGAGGAGGGCGGCGGCGGCGUGGCGCGCGCGGGCUACCUGUUCCUCAUGGAGAAGAAGGCGUUUGGCACCACGUGGAGCAAGCACUACUGCACGUACGAGGCGCCGGCGCGCGCGCUCACGCUGCUGCCCUACAGCCAGCUCACCGUGCGCGCCGGCGCCGCCGAGCGCGUGCCGCUGGCCGGCGCGCGCGCCGCGCCCGACGCCGAGCGCCGCUUCUGCUGGGAGGCGGCGCCGGCCGAGCGCGAGCGCGCGCCGCUCACGCUGCAGGCGCUGGGCGAGCGCGACCGCGCGCUCUGGCUGCGCGCCGCCGACGCGCUGGCGCCGCCCGCGCGCGCGCCGCCGCCCGCCGCGCCCGACCUGUGGCCGCUGGACGACGCGGGCUUCGCCUUCGUGCGCCGCCUGGCGGGCGAGCUGGAGGCGCGCGGGCUGGACGAGCAGGGCCUGUACCGCGUGGCGGGCGUGGCCAGCAAGGUGGCGCGGCUGGUGGCGCUGGGCCGCGCGCGCCGCCUGCCCGCGCUGGCGCCCGCCGAGUGGGAGAGCAAGACGCUGGCGUCGGCGCUGAAGGCGUACCUGCGCGCGCUGCCCGAGCCGCUGCUGACGCGCGCGCUGCACGGCGCGUGGCUGGCGGCGGCGCGCGGCGAGCGGGCGGCGCGCGCGCGGGCGCUGCACGCGCUGGUGCGCGCGCUGCCGCCGCGGCCGCGCGACAUGCUGCGGCUGCUGCUGGCGCACCUGGCGCGCGUGGCGCGGCGCGCGGACCGCAACCUCAUGACGGCCGCCAACCUGGCCGUGUGCUUCGGGCCCACGCUGCUGCGCGCCGAGCGCGAGACCGUGGCCUCCAUCCUCGAGCUCAAGUUCUACAACGUGGUGGUGGAGUCGCUGCUCGACAACUUCCCCGCCGUGUUCGCCGCCGAGCCGCCGCCCGCCGAGCCGCCGGACGCGCCGCCCGCCCCGCCCGCCGCCCCGCCCGCCGCGCACAACGGCGGCCCGAGUGCGAGCGCGACGAGCGCGGCGUGCGCGGCGUACGCGGCGCCGCACGCGCAGCUGCUGGCGCAGUUGGCGCGCGGCGCCAGCAGCUCGGCGUCCAGCGCCAGCGCGUCGCCGCCGCCGCCGCCGCCGGCCGCGCGCGUGCGCACGCUCUACGCCUGCGUGGGCGAGAGCGAGGGCGAGCUGUCGUUCGAGCCCAACCAGAUCAUCACCGACGUGAGCGCGUCGGGCGAGCCGGGCUGGCUGCGCGGCUCGCUGGACGGCCGCAGCGGGCUGGUGCCCAUGAACUACGUGGAGCCGCUGCCGUGACUGUUGACUAGUUGUAUACGUGUACAUUGUAAAUACAGAGUUGUUGACUAUUUUAACUAUUUAUGCUACGUUAUAUUAAUGUUGUGAAUUUUGUACCAAAUAUACUUUAGUGUAUGUGGAUUUGUAUUAUAGAUUAUAAAACUAUACUAAUUG
Molecule: messenger RNA, 2224 nt
Organism: Bicyclus anynana (squinting bush brown)
Lineage: Eukaryota; Metazoa; Arthropoda; Insecta; Lepidoptera; Nymphalidae
Gene: Graf
Product: rho GTPase-activating protein Graf
Exons: 6
Coding region: 101-2071 (656 amino acids)
Biological process (GO): signal transduction
Cellular component (GO): cytoplasm
Molecular function (GO): protein binding; GTPase activator activity
Source: RefSeq, a predicted model, not a curated record